Schistosoma bovis is the source of this 2568-nucleotide messenger RNA. Lineage: Eukaryota; Metazoa; Platyhelminthes; Trematoda; Strigeidida; Schistosomatidae. The record is from the annotation of a GenBank genome assembly.
AUAGGGUUUAUUAACUGAUAAAAUUCUGUGAUCCAGCGGAACGUUUGUCUAGUGCGUUACUCCAUGGAAUCUGGAGCGAUAUCUGUAGCUGUAACUUUGUUCAAAGAGACAUUUCCUAGUUUGGAUGACGAUAUCUCUAGCUACAUAGAAAGUAUUCUUACUGAAAAUGCUGAGCAUUUUGACUCUGAGGGCGAUGUGCAUGACGCAAUCGGUGGAGUUUUGGAUGGGUUUCACCGUCAAGAUAAUGAUCAAGAAAUAAAAAUCUUAUGCAAAAAGAUUUAUCAACUGAUGAGGCCGUCUGACGGAUUUGUUGAAAAGCAAAUUACUUUAGAUGCUCCAGUACAGAUGGCAAGUUUACUGGAUACAUUCAGUGAAAGAGUGGUUGAUAAUUCUAGUAUUUGGAUGAUGAAAAAACAAAUCAGCACUGUCGUCGAUCCUAAAAAAUUAGAAAAGGCUGAGGCUAAAAUUAAAGAAAAGCAGUUAAAGAAAGCCAUUAUCGGAAGACCUGGCAAUGCAGGAAGAGCUAUCGAGGUCAAGGAGGAUGAACGCGCUACAGUUUGUCAACAGACUGACCGACGGGAACUAGCCUCAUCUUCACAUGUAGUGUCUCACGUAGGGGAUAUUCGUUUGGAAAAUUUUGACAUUGCUUAUGGUAGCAGAGUUCUCUUACAAGGUGCCAAUCUGUCUCUCACGUACGGUAAGAGGUAUGGUUUAGUGGGACGAAAUGGUUUCGGUAAAACAACUUUGCUUCGAUCGUUAGCCAAGGGAGAUUUGCGCUUACCACCUGGUGUCCGCGUACUACAUGUAGAACAAGAAGUUGUUGGUGAUUCCACGCCUGCUUUGGAAAGCGUUCUUCAAGCCGAUAUAGAAAGACACACCCUCCUUAUUGAAUUGGCUCGCCUUCAGGCUGAAAUGAAAAAAAAUUCUGGCACGGAUCAAGGUUUAUCUAGUAGCACAAGUACAAUAGAAUCUCGGGUUGCAGAGAUUUAUUCUCGCUUAAAUGCAAUCGAAGCAGAUAAGGCUCCAGCUCGAGCUGCUGUCGUUUUGCAUGGUCUUGGCUUCAGUCCAGAAAUGCAGAGUAAGCCCACAAAAGAAUUUUCUGGCGGAUGGCGUAUGCGUUUAGCUUUAGCACAAGCACUUUUUGCGAAACCAGACCUACUUUUGCUAGAUGAACCUACCAAUAUGCUUGAUAUGCGCGCAAUAAUUUGGUUAGAAGACUACUUGCAGUCCUCAUCCAACAUCCUUUUGAUUGUCUCACACGAUCGAAGUUUUUUAAAUACAGUUGCAACUGAUAUUAUUCACUUGAAUUGCAAGCGUUUGGAUGCAUACCGAGGGAAUUAUGAUGCUUUUGAGCAAGCUCGUUCUGAAAGAUUGCUAAAUCAACAAAGGGAGUACGAGUCAUUGAAAGCUGAAAGAGAGCAUAUACAACAAUUUAUAGAUAAAUUUCGUUACAAUGCAAAACGUGCAUCCCUCGUACAAAGUAGAAUUAAGCAUUUAGAAAAGUUGCCACCAUUAAUUCCUCCUGAAAAAGAAUUGAAAGUUGUGAUUCGACUGCCUGAUUGUGAGAAACUUUCUCCUCCAUUGUUACAACUUGAUGAAGUCUGUUUUCAUUAUGUACUGGACAAACCAAUUUUAAAUCAUGUCAAUUUGAGCAUUUCACCAGAUUCACGAAUCAGCAUUGUUGGUGAGAACGGUGCAGGUAAAACGACAUUACUUCGGCUUCUUUUAGGUGAUUUAGAACCAACUUCAGGAUUACGCCACGCACAUCGUAGUUUACGUAUUGGCUACUUUAGCCAACAUCAUGUUGACCAGCUGGAUUUAAAAUUAAGCAGUUUAGAAUUUUUGAUGAGAAAGUUCCCAAAUCAGACUGAACAAGUUUAUCGUUCCCAGUUGGCGAAUUUCAAUAUAACGGAAAUGCUUGCUCUUCAACCAAUCGGUAGUUUGUCAGGAGGUCAAAAAUCAAGAGUUGCAUUUGUUGCUAUGUGUAUGUCCAAUCCAAAUAUGCUUGUUCUCGAUGAACCGACAAAUCAUCUAGAUGUAGAAACGAUUGCAGGCUUAUCUGAUGCUUUGGUUAAUUUUCCCGGUGGAGUUGUACUUGUUUCACAUGACGAACGUCUAAUUCAAGCUGUAUGUAAUGAAGUAUGGGUGUGUACACGCAUGGGCAUAAGUCCUGUUGACAGUGCUAAAGGAAGUCGUGUAUAUUCAUUACCAGGUGGUUUGGAAGAAUACAAAAAAGCUGUUCGAGUUGAACUGGUUCAACUAAAAUUGUAAUCUAUUAAGAUGAAAUUUGUAUGAAAUAUCCUGACAUUUUAUUAUUAUGUAAUUCUUCAAGAUGGAUUAUAAUUUUGGCUGUGCUUCAUUAUUCUUCAUCUGUUUGCUUCCAGUGAAAUUCCUUUACUUGGAAUAGAUAUGGCUUAUUUUUUGUUUGUUUUACUUAUUCAGCUGCAGUUAUUUACUGUCUUUUGUUAAGACACAUUUGACUGUUUCCUAAUACACUGCGUCUUUUUUGCGUCCGUCAGCUAGUUUAUUUAAAAACCGUAGUUGGAAAACCUCAUUUGCCAUGUCCAG